GAAGUUCUAAAGAGAACUUUUAAUUGUAAUCAAUGAAAGCAACUAAUUUUUCCCAGUGCAAUAUGUAAAGAAGGUUCAAAGAAGGAGAAAACAAAAGAGACGAUUUAGACACACCAAAAAUAUAUUAUUUCAAAAGUAGUAACUAUAUAUGUAGUAUAACACAAUACUAGCGCUUGUCGUCGAAAACACAGAGAUCGCUUCAGUCGUUAUCAAAGAUGGUUGGUUAUAAAAAGAAACGAAAUUUAAAUAUUUGCUAUUGUAUUAUCUUGCUGAGAGAUUUCUUAGACUUGUUUCUUAGAAUGGUUCUGCAGCCUAUCACGUCACGAUGUUUCGGACAGAACAGUAAUGCUCCAAGUUUUAUUUUUAAUGAACGAGAAAAUUUCGUCAGUGAUGGUAUUCCUCCAGUCAUUGCUGUCGUCUCCAUUUAAUGCUUCUUUCCAGGGAACUUCGGCCUAAUGAACAAAUACUCUUGUUCAUAAUUUAAUUCAUAUUGAUUAUCCACACAUUUCGGAUUGAUGAAAUUUUCGGCAGCAUCUUCAUAGAUAUCUUGAUUUUCGUUAGAUUCCAAAUUGUUAAUUUCGGCAUUUUCGAUGUUUUCUUCAUAAUUCCCCUCUUCAACAAUUGCGGGAUUUCGAAUCCAUCUUAUUCCUCCAAAUUCACAUAAUUUUCCGCUCUCUCAUCGUUGACUGCUUGAUUGUCUGCGUCGAUCCUUGUUGAAUAUCGUUUUCUUGGGCGUCCUCGCCCCCCGGUUCGAAUUAGGCUAGGUCUUCCUCGACCUCUUGUCUGUUGUACAACUCGAGGUUCAUUCACUAUCGGAUUAUUUUGCUCGUUAGUAAAUUCUUCGUUAUUUUCUUCGAAAUCAAGUUCAAAAUAACGUUCUUUCUUUCUUUCCGUGGGUUGAAGAAUAGUUCAGAAAAAGACGGGAGUGGUUUUUAGUGGGUCGACCAGAACGAGAGCGGUCAUCCCUACAUAACCUAAGAUUCUUUAUCCAGCAGAGAAUUUUCUUAUUUCCAAAGUACAUCAGUACGUGUGUCGAAGCAAAUAUUUACACAACAACCAAACAUGAUCUACCGCAGUAAAUUUUUGGUGGCAUUCAACUUGAUUUUGCUAGUGCUACUUGGGCAAAUUUCAAUCUUGAGAGGAAGCAAUGUAGAAGAAAAGGAAAGAACAUCCAUGCCUGAUAAUGAUAUCUGUACUCUUUUCGAUUAUUCCCGCGCAAUUGAUCGUUUGCUCUUUCGAAAAAAUUAUAAACCAUUAAUAGUGCUUAUAGCAAGUGAAUUUAUUGAAGGAAUAAAUAGAGUUAGAAAUAUAUCUCACAGCAAAAGAAUAUCAUACGAUAAAAUAAUAAAAAACAACAAUUAUUGGAGUAUGAUGUAUAAUAUAAUAUCGGAAAAUUUUUAUCUGUUUCAAGCUGACCAUGUGUACUACUUUAUUUAUCCUGUAAACAUUCUACACUAUUCUUUCACUAUAUACUGUCAAAAAAUGCUAUUAAGCGAUCAGGUGGGGGUUACGUUUGAUUUUGUUAACGUAAAGCAAGAGUAUCCUUUUUAUGAAGAUAUUUUAGUUCCUCUGAAACCAAGUUGCACCAAUUGCCUUCUGGUAGAAUACGUUAACAAAAAACUACAGGCAGGUGAGAGUUUCUCCGAAUUAUUCCAAUUGCGAGAACAAUUGUUUGGAGAAAAAACAAAGUACAUAUCCCUAGAAGCAUUCGACAAUGAUUACGUUUGCGAUUCGAUUGGAUUUAACAUUAAUUCAGAGAGCGAAAGUUUUAUAAUGCAUUUUAAUACAUUACUGCAACAAAUUAAAAAAAAUAACAAUUUUGAUGAAAGUUACAAGAAAAAUGUUUCCGACAGAAGUCUGAAGUGUUUUAACUCGAGACUUCUAAUAGUUAGACACGACAUGUUUUACGAUAAUAUUGAACAACCAAAUGAAAAGCACCCAUUUACUGGAAUUAAUUAUUUAAACUGGAUUAACGAAACUGUUUUUUCACUGAAUGCGAAUGAUACCUCAUUUGGCAAUAUAUGCAAGAAUGAACAUAAUAUAAAUACAUUUAAAUUGUUUUGUUUUAUAAAAGAUGUAUCUGAUAUUACAUCCUACAACAUAUCUGCAUGGACAGAUACCCUACAACAACAUGUCAAUAAAUCAUUGGUCAAACCAAUGGUGUGGUUCAACAGUUUGAUGUCUUUGUAUCAAAAUGAAUAUUUAGUCGAAAAAGAUUUUAUUUUACACCAACUUGAAAAUUUGAAAAAACAAACACUAAAUGAAAGUGGAAACUGGAGGAAUGCAAUGAGGAAGGCUUACAACUUGGUUUCAAAUUUGACGAGAGAAGAGAAUAGUAUCAAGUCAAUGCUAAGUUCACCCUGUUUAUUUUAUAAUUAUUUGGACACAAUCAAUGCUUUACUUCCUGAGAUGAAUUUCAAGAAAUUAGUAAUAAUCGUUACAAACAAUAUGCAGACAGGGAUUUGGAAAGCUGGAUUUAUUAGAGGCAAAAGAGUAAUACCGAAAAUAAACCGAGAGGAUCUUCAUUAUAAAAAACAGUUUGUGUAUGAUGAAAUAAUGAAACAUUUUUAUCUGUUUCAAUCCAAUGGUACUUAUUAUUAUGUUUACCCAUUAAACUUCAAUAGACAUCACGACGUAUUGAUUACCUAUUUCGAGUACAAGAUGAUUGAAGAUUAUUCAAAAGUUGUAUUUUAUUUUGUAAACAUUGCUAAUUAUUUUUCUCUUGAUGAAGUUAAUAAUAUUCGUCCUGACUCAGUAAUUUCCGCUCUACCAGACAACUGUCACUUAUUCACAACAAACUGUAGGAACCGUUUUUUGAAACCUAUAUAUUUAAUUACUCUGCAUCAAGAAUUUCACAGACGCUAUCCAAAAUAUUUUUCAGUAUACGCCACUUUUUUCAAUAGUUUCGCAGAAUUAAUUAAUAAUCCCCAUUCACAUUAUGAAGGAAAUAAUACGAUUGAAUAUGCACAGAAAUUUUACGACUUUUUAAAAGGACAACAAAUUUCUUACGAUACAGAAUAUUUAUUUAAUGAUAUACCGUGUUUAUCUUUGCAGAUAAUAAAUAAGAAAAUUAAUAUUGAUAUUAGCAUAACCGAACUAGGGAAUUUUUUCAACAUUUCUACUCUCAUACAAUCUGCUUAUAAAAACAUAACAUCGAUAAAUAUCACAGACAAUGAUAAUUUAAAAUAUUUUUGUAUGCAUUCGAAUAUUUUUCAGUUCAUUAAAUUCUUUUGCUUUUUGAAAAUUAAUUAUAUAGAAGGUAUGCUAAAAUUAAUAGAUACGACAUGGAAUUAUGUUGAGAAUAUGACAAAAAUUGCUGAAAAUGAGAAAAAUGUUAUUACUGAAUAUUUGUCAAAGACAUUAAAAUGGAUGAACGCAACGUUAUCGAUAGAUUACUCUGAAAUGUAUCAGAAUGAAGGUAGAAUUUUGAGACAAUCAAAACUUUCAUACUCAGAAAUACCAAAAAUCAUAUCAAAUGGUGAUGAUUUGUUAGACAAAUUCUAUUUAGUAAUAAGAGAAGCUGUAGUUUAUUAUAGAUGUAAAAAUUACACGAAAAGAAACAGUUCACAGUUAAAUCAGGAACUUAGUGCUCAAGUGUUGGACACGACCAAUAUUUCUGAAGAAGUUAGUAGUUGCCUCAUUAAAUAAGUUAUAUACUAUUUCUCUAAAAAUUAAAAUUAUUUGACCACAUUUAGCAAUUUACGACUUAAGAAAUAGUUCCCGACUUUUUGGUAAACUGUUUUAACUCCGUUUAUUCAAAAGUGCAAAAUCAGUUAUAUUCUAGGUAUAAUAAGCAAUCAAUUUUUCAAUUAGUGUACUACAAUCAUAUUAUUUACAAAAAAUAAUUUUUAUUAAUAAUUCAAUUAGAGUUAAUGUGAUAAGUUUUUCUUCCUUUUCCUCUUAAUCUGCAUCAGUGAAAUUCCACUGAAGAGCAGUGAAUGUUGACUGAGUUUUUCAGUGAAAUUUCACAAAAUAAUGCACAAAAAAAAAUUUCAUUAGGAAUA
Molecule: messenger RNA, 4004 nt
Organism: Leptopilina heterotoma
Lineage: Eukaryota; Metazoa; Arthropoda; Insecta; Hymenoptera; Figitidae
Exons: 4
Coding region: 1063-3648 (861 amino acids)
Source: RefSeq, a predicted model, not a curated record